This is a messenger RNA of Phlebotomus papatasi, 2753 nucleotides long. RefSeq names its product mucolipin-3-like. NCBI's taxonomy places the organism in Eukaryota, Metazoa, Arthropoda, Insecta, Diptera, Psychodidae. The coding region runs from base 400 to 2274 and encodes 624 amino acids. Gene Ontology annotation, molecular function: NAADP-sensitive calcium-release channel activity. The record is from RefSeq and is a predicted model, not a curated record. Gene Ontology annotation, cellular component: plasma membrane; lysosomal membrane. The transcript has 2 exons.
AUUUUGCAAUUUUAUCAAACACUGCUUUUCCAUUUUGUUUUACCAUUGUUUUCCGUACUAUCAGUUGAUUGACAUUUUGAGUGAGUGGAUUUGGUGUAUUUUUCAUUGUUUUUAUACCAGAAAGUAAAAUCUUUGUAAGCUGAAAUGCUCAAAAGGCUCAAAAGCCAAGACAAAAAUUCGCGUUUUUAUGUUUGAAUUUCCCCUCAUGAGCUUUUCCGGAAAAGACUUUGUGGCUGUUUCCGCGAGAGGCGCUCACGUCGGUUACUUUGUUAUCUCCUCCGGAAAGGUGCUAAAAAUCAUUUAGUUUUGUGUUUUCAAGUGAAAUUGUUGGGAUUUAUCUGAGAAAGAAGGUCGUGUUUGUGCAAUCUGAUCAAAGUGGACCGUGUAAAUGUUGUCGAGAUGAAUAAUUUCUCAUCGCCCGAAGAUGAAAAUUCAUGUUGUGAAAGUGACAGUCAGCUGGUGAAGAAGGGAAAACGUCGAGGGCGACUUCGUGAGCCCUCCGGGAGCACUUCCAGCAGCUGCAUGGAGAAUGUGAGUGUUCCAAUGACCAGUGUUGAUAGUGGUCACAUUGAACAUGCCGUGGGAAAUACCCCAAUGGCGUCAUACAAUGAGGAACGAAUGCGGAGGAAGCUGCAGUUUUUCUUUAUGAAUCCCAUUGAGAAGUGGCAGGCCAGGAGACGUUUCCCGUACAAGUUUUUCGUGCAAGUGGUCAAGAUAAUCCUUGUGACCAUUCAACUGUGCCUCUUUGCACACUCCCGCUACAAUCACAUCAACUACACCUGGGACAAUCGUGUGACAUUCUCCCAUUUGUUCCUGAACGGAUGGGAUGAGUCCAGAGAAGUGGAAUCGUAUCCGCCGAGUGUUGGACCUCUGGCACUCUAUGUUCAGAGUGAUUUCUUCGAUACCAUCGACUAUGCUAUUGAGGGUUACCAGAAUCUGAGCAAAGCCAUUGGGCCAUAUUCCUAUCCCAAUGAAGACAAUAUCAUGGCUCCUAUGCAUCUCUGCCUCUAUAGCUACAAGGAAGGUACGAUUUUUGGAUUCAACGAGAGUUACAUCUUCAACUCAGAAAUUGACGUCCUCUGCCUCAAUCUGACGGGAAAUGUAACGGAGAUUGGGAGUGAAGCCUAUUUGGCCAGCAAAGAUAUCAUCGUGAGUUUCUCAGCCUUGGUUAAGGCUACGCUCGAGAUGUCAGUGAAGACAGUGAAUUUCAAAGCAGCAGGACCAAUUGCUCCACCUGAUUGCUAUCAAUUUAACAUCAUAAUCUUGUUCGAUAAUCGAGAUCACGAUGGACAAAUGCUCUUAUCCUUGGAUGCUGAACCCAUCCGCCUGAAUUGCAAAGGGAACAUUGAGUACACCACAGAGGCCAAUAUCGAUGAUACACUCAGGAGCAUCCUAAAUAUGUUGGUGAUUAUUAUCUGCCUGAUGUCAUUUGCUCUCUGCACGAGAGCCGUGUACAGGGCUCAAUUGCUGCGAGUAGCAACAGUUCAGUUUUUCAAGACACACUUUGGCACCGAAUUGAGUUGGGAGGGACGUCUUGAAUUCCUCAAUAUGUGGUACAUCAUGAUAAUCUGCAAUGAUAUCCUGUUGAUUAUUGGAUCGGCACUCAAGGAGCAAAUCCAACGAAGGCACUUUGUUGCUGAUGAAUGGAAUACGUGUUCGGUGCUGCUGGGAAUUGGGAAUUUGUUGGUGUGGUUUGGGGUUUUGAGGUAUUUGGGCUUUUUUAAGACCUACAAUGUCGUGAUACUGACCCUCAAGAGGGCUGCUCCGAAGAUCUCUAGAUUUCUCCUGUGUGCUCUGCUGAUUUAUGCUGGAUUCACAUUUUGUGGAUGGUUGAUCCUGGGACCAUAUCACAUUAAAUUUAGAUCUCUGGCCAUUACGUCUGAGUGCCUAUUUUCGCUGAUUAAUGGGGAUGAUAUGUUUGCGACAUUUACAACAAUGUCCGGAAAGUCCAAUAUGUUAUGGUGGUUUAGUCGUAUUUAUCUGUAUUCGUUUAUUAGUUUGUACAUUUACGUCGUUCUAUCGCUGUUUAUUUCGGUCAUAAUGGAUGCCUAUGAUACGAUUAAGAAGUACUACAAGGAGGGAUUCCCGGUGAGUGAUCUCAAGAUGUUUGUGGGAACAAUUAAUCCUGAAGAAUAUAUUGCUGCUAGUACAACUGAGAGUGACUCUGACGGAGAGUCUUUGAUUGAUUUGAUUUAUAGAUUUUUCAAGUGUCAAAGGCGCAAUAGUGCCUCAAAUGGCCCUACGGGAUACACAAGUCUACAUCCAAAACCCUAAAUUAAUUUCUUCUUUUUUUUUAAUACUUUGCAACAUUUAUUUUUCCUCAAAUUUCUUUAGUCUUCACAGUAUUUUUCUCCACUAAGUCUUACUCUAAUUUAUACUACUUCAUCAAUAAUUUCCAUAAUAAUUCAUCAUCAUUUGUGUUCAUACAUUUGUUUCCUAAUUUUUUUUGUACUGUGAUGUCCAAUCCUCUGAAAGCGCAACAUUAUUAUUAAGUUUUUUUGUCUUAGGUCAGAGGAAUUGGCUUAACAAAAGAUAACAAAAGGUUGAGGGUGAAAGAUACAAUAAGAAAAAAAGAUAUAAAUGAAAGAUACUGUUAAAUUAUAUUUUUUCCACGUGCGAUAUAUAUUUUGAUAUUAUCAUCUUGGGGGUGUAAAUUUCUUGUGUAAAUAUAUUAGGAAAAAAUAUAUUGAAUAUAUCAAUAAAUGUAUUUGUAGAGAUGUGUUUGACAAAUAAAAAAUGUAUAUAACAUAAAA